Molecule: messenger RNA, 2595 nt
Organism: Trichoderma atroviride IMI 206040
Lineage: Eukaryota; Fungi; Ascomycota; Sordariomycetes; Hypocreales; Hypocreaceae
Source: RefSeq, a predicted model, not a curated record
AUGGCGUCUUCCAAUGCCCCUCCGGCGAGCCUUAGUUGGCGUGACGCCCAAAAGUUACGCAAGUAUCUUGCACGAGACAUCGGCAAGCUCCAGCCAGGAACUGGAUCUGGAAUCGACAUUUCCAAGUUCGAGGCGGUUGACAGCCUUUUGGAGAAGUUCCGCCUCGCUUGCGUCUCUACCAUCUUUCUCGACUUUGAUUAUGCCAUCGCCCAGAAAACAGAGGAGCAUCUGUGGCUCAUUCAUACCUCGAUCAAUGCCGAAUAUCGACGCAUCUUGGGCCGGCUCAAGCAAUCGUCCCACGCAGUCGAGAAGCGAAAGGUGGAGAAAAUGUACAACAACUUCCUGCGCAUCGCCCAUAAGUUUUACAAAGGAUAUAUCCAGCGCCUUUCCGCCUACUAUGAUAUUCCCGAGCUUAAACGAAUCGCGCAAGGCAUUGAACUCGACCAAUUGGUCGUCGAAGAUACGAUUAGCCCGGUCUCGGAAGAUUUGCAGCGCAAAGUCCUGUACUCUUGCCACCUUACCCUCGUCCACUUGGGAGACUUGACACGAUAUCGAGUCCAAGCUCGCCAUAAGAACUCUGGGUAUGAAGGGGCGUUGCUAUACUACGGACUGGCCCACCAUCUUCAACCUCAAUCAGGCUUUGCUUUCCAUCAAAUGGGAAUCAUCAAUCUCGAACAGGGCAAUCACCUCGACGUGCUCUAUCACUUUUACCGCGCCUGGGCCGUGGAAAGUCCCCAUCCCAAUGCUCAGACCAACUUGGAAGCUGAGUUUAAAGCGGUUCUUGCGCCAAAUGGCUCCAAGUCUAGACACAAUGUCACUGCACCACAAGACCAUUUCACGAUGUGGUUUGUCAAGCUACACGCCUAUUUCUAUAAAGGAGAGGCUUUUCGUCCUCAAGAAGAGUUGGAGGGCGAAGUGAUGCACCGACUUGAGAUGGCUUGCCGAAAUCCUGAGUCUUCCAACGCGAUUCUCAAGAUGGCGCAGGUUAAUAUGCUGGCACACUGCAUAGCCUCUGCUCAAUAUACAGAAAACCAGACGGAAACUUCCAUGCGGUUUUACCAAUACACGCUUCGCUUCAACGCCAAAUUUAUGCAUACCUUUUGCAAAGUCUUUUUGUCUGAGCUCAGAGAGGCUCUUACUAGCGCCGAGGGCUUCAAACAUCGACUGGAUAGUUCCGAAGAAUCACAGACAAAGACUUCCGUCAUUGAAGCCCUUCUGCCUGUGCUGCGCGUAUAUGAAUAUUAUAGCCUGGAUAAUUUGAAAACUUGCCCAUAUUUGCUUCCGGAAGACAUCCAGAACCUGGGUUUCCAACCACUCAACGAAGAUGAUCUUCCUCAAGAGUGCAGAGUCUACUGCAACGCGAAUGGAGACUGCAAACCUUACCUUCACGCUCUCGAAGAAGGCUGCGGCUCGGCAUCGAGUGAAAGAAUAGGAAGAAUCUUCGAUGUCCUCCGCUGCGCGUAUUUCUUGGCCAGCGACGGCGCAUAUCCUAUGGGCUAUAAAAUCGAGGGAAACUUUCUGAUUUUUCGCCAUCAGCCAGUUGCCGAGAAGCCACAAGCUCAACAAAGCACGGAAGACGAUACGACUUCGGUCGCUAGUGAUUUGGAGGCUGUUGAUACAGAAGAGUCAAUUGAGACCAAGGUCAUCCCCGAUGCCCUGGCGAUACCUGAGCUGGCGACCCCCGAGCUGGAAGCAACAGAGGUGGCGAAACGUCCAGUAUCAACUCGGCAGGAAGCAAGUCGACUUUUGCUGAAUGAGGAUGAUGACAUUUAUGAAGACUCUGAGGCUAUGAACCGGGGUGUUGAGACGGUUCUCGACGUGGUGGCUCCUUUCUUGAGACCACUUACUCCUGUUGACGAAUCUUCAUUCGGAAUGCACACUUCCACUGCAAACGAAGUAUUUGGCUCACUCAACACAGAAGCCAGUCCCACGGAAUCCAUCACGUCGGGAAAGUUUGCGCCUCUUCCUUGGGCUUGGUUCGGUACGCCGAAUCCGCAUGGUGCCCGAGAUCCAGCACUGCCUGUGAGUCAAAGCGCUCAGAACACUCAGAACGCUCAGAACGGUCGCCGAAGCACAACGCACUCCCCCAAUGCGUCUAUUGCAGCCAGCCAUCUCCUCGAGGACCCCUUUACUACGCCAGGCCGCGAUGUACUAGAUAGUCUUCCGCGCAACAUGGCAAAUGAAGUCGCCAGCCCGCCAAACACAUCUGCUCGGAGAAUACAUCGGGAGCAGUUGCUCCAAGCCUUUGGCAAUGGUUCAAGCACUCCACGCACUUCGUCGUUCAGCCACUGGUCACACAACUCCAACUCCAACGCCAAUGUGCCGAGACCACCGGCCCCCAUGGUGACGAUGCAAGAGUCGAAUCAUUAUCCAGCAUGGACCAACCAGUCGAGCAGUUCUUCCUUCUCUCACCCAAGCAGCCUCUACCAUGGCACUCCAGCAAACGGUUUACAGUACAACAUGCAAUUUGCUGUUGACCCGAGCCAUGUCUUUCAAGAGGCUCACCAAUCAAUAAAUAACCACUUUCAAAUCGAUAAAACGACAUCGAAUUACAACAACGCCGUCAUGAGAUCGGCGUACCAAGGAUCGAGCUAG